Phyllotreta striolata is the source of this 2000-nucleotide messenger RNA. The record is from the annotation of a GenBank genome assembly. NCBI's taxonomy places the organism in Eukaryota, Metazoa, Arthropoda, Insecta, Coleoptera, Chrysomelidae.
UUAAUUGAGGUUAUGUGAGAUAUGAGCAUUUGAAAUAUAAACAAAACUGUGAUAGUUUUUAAAUAAUAUUAGAAAUUAGCCUAAUUUAAUCUAAUUAAGUACUUCCAAAACAUGCAAAACACGUCAGGUUUCACUUUCGGUACAACGAGUACCCCGGCCCCGGCCGGUCAAACUGGACUAUUCAAUACGAGCGGUGGUUCAAGCCUGUUUCAACCUCCAGCCAGCGGUUCGGCGACUCCAUCGCUGUUCGGCACAGCCACGGGGGCAGCUACAGCUACUGUAGCCCCCGCUUUCGGAACCAACGUAGCAUCUAGCGCCCCUUUGUCAUUCGGGGCACCAGCGACUUCUACACCCGCUUUCGGAGCACCAGCGACCUCCGCACCCGCUUUCGGAGCACAGGCGACUUCCGCACCUGCUUUCGGGGCACAGGCGACUUCUGCACCCGCUUUCGGGGCACCGGCGACUUCCACACCCGCUUUCGGAGCACCAGCGACUUCCACACCCGCUUUCGGAGCACCAGCGACUUCCGCGCCCGCUUUUGGGGCACCAGCGACUUCCACACCCGCUUUCGGGGCUCCGGCGACUUCCACACCGGCUUUCGGAGCACCAGCGACGGCCGCGCCCGCUUUCGGAGCGACACCAAACGCCACCCUGAGUUUCGGAGCCCCGACAAGCGCAGCUCCCGCCUUUGGAGCCGCUCCAGCGGCCAGUUCCUCUCUAAGCUUCGGAUUGAAUCCACCAGCUAGUACCGGCAUUGGUUUCGGUCUUGCGGCUUCCACGGCGACUGCGACUCCUAGUUUCGGCAGCGCCACUGCUGCGCCGGCCUUUGGUACCGCUACUACCGCAGCUACCAGUUUCGGAGGCGGAGGUACAACUGCUUUUAAUUUAGGAGGAACAUCUUGUAGUGCUCCAACAACCACUACGACUUCUUAUGGUCUCGGAGGACAACCGACCGCACAAACUAAAAUAAUAACGACUCAGAAAGAUGUGACGCCUAAAGACCAGCCGCUACCUAACGAAAUCCUCCAGACAGUAGAAGAGUUCAAAAAAUUAGUGAAACAACAGAAAUUGUACAGUUCGGACAUAGCUCGUUGUUCGGUCAGGGACUUUAGAAUAGUCGAACAAGACAUUAAUCAGUUGACAAAGCUGUUGUCGGAAGUGGAAAUUCAACUUCAGAAAAACCGGCAAUUAGCUGAAAAGUUAAAGUACGACACGGCGAAAUGCUUAAAAGACGUCGAAAUCGCCCAGAGAACGCAAGAUACUCCCCCAGGACUGCAGUACGAGAACGUGGCUCCGUUAAAGUUCUUUUUAAAUUUGGCUGAUAAAUUUGAAAAAGAAAUGCAGGCUCUUAAAGUACAAAUCGAGGGAGCUGACAACUAUGUGAAAAAUUACCGCAGCAGUAGUGCCCUUACUCCGCAAGACUUGCAUUUGGGAAUGAGAAGAUUGCACGAAUCCUUCGUCGCUUUAGCUGGUCGAUUACACUCUGUACAUAAUCAAGUGGAGUCGCAAAAGGAGGCUUACGUGAUGACUCGAAGAAACUUAUUCAAUGACCAUUCUAAUCCUUUCGAAAAUCUCUACACACCUGCUAAUGUAAAUUUCCAGGAUGUACUGCACCGAACGCCUCCGAAAGUAGCUACCGGUCCAACUCCGUUUAGUAGUCUAGCUAUAGGUCUUACUCAACCGCUUGGUACACAGCAAAAUCAAAGCAACGUUCCUUAUUCCACUCCGACCACUUCUGGAACGGGAUUUGGAAAUGUGGGUUUCGGAUCUACUCUAGGAUCCCAACCGGAAAGUCAGUAUUUGUUCGGUGGUGCAUCUGCAGUUCAAAAUAUCAAUAGUUUUCAAUUACAGAAACCGCCUACCGGCAAUAAAAGAGGAAAACAAUAGCUCCGGUGGCCGCGAAAUUUUCGAUUUUAACGUAAUUUUAAUAUAUUCUGGCUUAAUAUUUAAUAGUAUUGUUUUUCUAAGGUAAUAAAAAUUAUUUUUGGAGCCUUUAAUAU